Messenger RNA from Penicillium olsonii, 564 nucleotides. The record is from the annotation of a GenBank genome assembly. Lineage: Eukaryota; Fungi; Ascomycota; Eurotiomycetes; Eurotiales; Aspergillaceae.
AUGUCUUCAGCUACCUCUUUCUACGACUUCGAGCCCGUCGAUAAGAAGGGUGCUCCCUUCCCCCUCGCCUCGCUCUCCGGCAAGGUCGUCCUGGUCGUCAACACCGCCUCCAAAUGUGGCUUUACCCCUCAGUUUGAGGGCCUCGAGAAGCUCUACCAGAACCUGAAGAGCAAAUACCCCGAGGACUUCACCAUCAUCGGUUUCCCAUGCAACCAGUUCGGCAACCAAGACCCCGGCUCCGACGAUGAGAUCCAGUCCUUCUGCCAAAUCAACUACGGUGUUUCAUUCCCCGUCCUCGGCAAACUCGAUGUGAACGGUGACAAUGCCGCUCCCGUCUGGACAUUCAUGAAGGAGCAGCAGCCCGGUCUGAUGGGUCUCAAGCGCGUGAAGUGGAACUUCGAGAAGUUCCUGAUCUCCGCCGACGGAAAGGUCGUCUCACGCUGGGCUACGGUUACCAAGCCUGAGGGUCUUGAGGAUUCCAUCGUCAAGGAGAUCGAGAAGGCUCAGAAGGCUGGCACCCUUGCCUCGCAGCAGGGUGGUGCCGAGCAGGCUAAGCUGUCUUAG